Molecule: messenger RNA, 3965 nt
Organism: Cervus elaphus (red deer)
Lineage: Eukaryota; Metazoa; Chordata; Mammalia; Artiodactyla; Cervidae
Gene: DYNAP
Product: dynactin associated protein
Exons: 4
Coding region: 145-672 (175 amino acids)
Biological process (GO): activation of protein kinase B activity
Cellular component (GO): Golgi apparatus; plasma membrane
Source: RefSeq, a predicted model, not a curated record
GUAACUUUGAAUAAUCUUUGUGAAAUAAGGAAGGCAAGGGUUUAUAUCUUCUCAGAAUCCUUAGAGUCCUAAAGUCGAGAUAAUUUUCUGCAGAGUGAAAACAGAUAUCUUUGGAGCUCCACGGGAGAUACCAACCCUUUCAGAAUGGAUGGCAAGCACCAGCAGCAUGCUGUGGAUAUUGAACAACACCCGACUGAGUUGUUACCCAGAAAUCCCUAUGGUUCAAACGAAGGAACACAUUGUGGUUGCAGAUUGCCUGUUGUGACCUUACAGCCGCAGUGGGCAGCAGCAAAGCCAUGGUCGCCCUGGAAAACAUUCCUGCUGUGUCUCCUGGCCUGUCUCAUUGCCACAGCCCUUGUUGUUCUGCUCUUCUAUUUUGUCCACUUGGGCAAGCCCGCGGCCGGCACCACCAUCGUCAUUCAUGCCGACGGCAAGUCCAGUCAUGUCACCUGCAUUCCUGGUGCUGCCCCAUCUCCGGGCCCAUCCUCCCUGCCUGUAUCUCAGAGCGCUCUGCCUCCUACCCCGGGGACCAACCACAGCUCCUCUACCCCGGGGCUCCCAACUCCUAUGGAGACGACUAUGAGCUCAACGUUGGUCCACGAAGUUGAAAUUGAAGAUGAAGAAUAUUUGGGGGGUGUCUUCAGCCCUCCUCAAGCCAGACCCACCCACUGAUCCUGAAUGAAGCAUGUCCAAGGUAUUCUCCCCUCCAGCCGAGAGGUUCCAAAGCAUUUAGCUUUAUGAGACUUGCCCUCUUGCUCAGUCAUUUGCUGUGUUCCAUAUGAGAAUGAUACCAGUGUUCUCAGUCAAGGACCCUCAAAUCUUCAAAUGAUUGGAAAAGAAAAAUUUCAACUGAGCUCAGUUGAUUCAUCCUGGCUAGGGCCCAGAGUCUCUUUUCAUCCUGUAAAACCCAUCUUAAUUUCAUUAAUGAGGAUUUCAACUGCUGGAGAAGCUGCCUGCCUCCUGUAUGUUGGCUCUCAAGCCACUAUUUACCUUCAGUUAUUGAUUAUUUCCCAAUCUCAUACACUUGACUCUUUUCGGUAUUUAUAUUCCAAUAGGGAGAUAAGGAAGUGUUCAAUUAAUGUGGUUAACGAACAUAAAUUAUUAGGGAACUAUUCAUCAUUACAGAAGUUUUCCUACUAUUGGGGGGAAAGGAGGGCUGAUCAAUGAGGUUAGAAAUGAUAAAGAUAGGUUUCAGAGGAGGGCUGAAAGUUAAACAAAGGUGGAAGUUUAAGGGGAGAUCAUUAAAACAGAAAAUGAGAGGGCUAAGGGGAUUUGAUGGAUUUAAAAUCCAAAACAUACUUAGAAACACUUCAAAUGUAACAAAUAGUGUCUUUUCUCUAUACUUUUUUCUGAUAGUGUCAAUAUUAUUUUCUGUACUUGAUAUUUUGCUUAAAGUAUUAUAACCUGCUGCUUAUAAAAUUUGAACUUUUAUAUUGUCUUAUACUUUGUAACUUUGAGGGCACAUGGUUUAUAAUUUGGUGUGAAAUACAAGACCCUUGUUCAAUGUUACUUGUAUUUUGAGUGUUUAACACUCACUAGAAACAUAAACACUUUAUUUUGGAGACUUUGGGGUUAAAAAUCAACCUGCCCAUUCCAUCCUCAACCUCCAAACUCCACAAAAGAGGAAGACUGGUGAGAGAAGGCAGCUCCUGUUCAAAGACUCAGACCCUACGGGAGGCAGUAGACCCAGGAUGUCUUUGGCACAGCAUCGGAGGUUCUAAAUAGGUUCCAAAAGCAUUAAAAGAUUUUAUGUUAUCCGCCAUUCUAGGUUCAUUUGCUGUAGCCAAUAAUAGAACAUGUAAAUUACACAAACCUUGGGGCUUUAUUGAGUAAUUAGGCCCUGCCCAAGAAAAAUUAGAAAUGUGGUCAUUCUCUAGGUAAUUGUUAUUUUAGGGCAGCUAGCAUUAUUUCUCAGACACAGGGAAAUGUAAAAAUUUGAGUCUUUGAAAAGUUUUUCAGUUUACAAACAUUAUUUGAUAAGAGAAUUUAAGAAUGAUAAAAGGCAUUAUAUAAAUUUUAGAAAUUUCACAAAGCUCUAGAGGAGAUUAAUGGGCAAAAAGGAGAAAGUGCGCAUGCAUUUCUCCCUUGUAGAGUUUUUUUUUAAUUAGAGGACAAUUGCUUUACAAUGUUGUGCUGGUUUCUGCCGUAGGACAAGGUGAGUCAGCCACGAGUAUUUAUAUAUAUGUGUGUGUACUAAGGUGCUUAGUCACGUCUGACUCUUUGCGAGCCCGUGCACUGUAGCCCACCAGGCUCCUCUGUCCAUUCUCCAGGCAAGAAUACUGGAGUGGGUCGCCCUGCCCUUCUCCGGAGGAUCUUCCCAACCCGGGGACUGAACCUGGGUCUCCUGCGUUGCAAGCAGGUUCUUCACGAUCUGAGCUUCAGGGGGGUCCUAUUUAUACUGAUCCCGUCCCUCUUUAGCCUCCGUCCCACCCACUCCUCCAGGCGGUCACAGAGCACCGAGCGGAGCGCCCCAGGGCACACAGCAGCUUCCCACUAGCUCUCCGCUUUACACGCGGCGGUGUAUCUAUGUCACCGCUACUCUCUGCAUUCACCCCACCCUCCCCUUCUUCCACCGUGUCCACAAGUCCAUCCCCUAUGUCCGCAUCUCUAUUCCUGCCCUGUAAAUAGCUUCAGCAGUACCAUUCCCGCCCCCCCCCCCGCCCCGAUUCCAUAUAUAUGUGUUAAUGUAUGAUAUUUGUUUUUCUCUUUCUGACUUAACUUCAGUCUGUAUAACAGGCUCUUGGCUCAUCCACCUCAGUUUAACUGACUCACAUUCAUUCCUUUUAGUGGCUGCUAGUAGAGUUUUAAAUCAAUUCAUUUCUAGUGUGUUUUUGAUUUAUAUGCUUGUGAAGAAGAAAGAUCAAAUUCCCUAGUUUCAAAUGUACUUCCUUAUAUGAUUUAAAUUUUGCUUUGCAAUAUAAAAGAAAAAAAACCUUUUAAUAGAAAGAUCUUAGAAUGUACCAUUAAUAAAAAAUUUAAAUGAAAAUUUCAUAUCCUAGAAGCCAUUUGAAAUAGCUAGAUGUGAUUAAAAAAAAGCUGUUCUUUUCUUCCUUUGCUGUUUAAGAUUAUAUAGGAUGCACUAUGGUAAAACGGGGAGGAUAACUUCAUUGUGUUUAAGGAAUAUGCUCCUAGCAAUGAAUUUCCUAUGUUAAAUAUUGGAGGAUAUUGUAAUAAGGGUUAUCUGAGAUCAUCAGAUUUCUGUGCUUUAUAAAACGGGGUUGUGAAUGAGCUCUCAGACUCAUGUAUUGCUUUAGACUUCUACAGUUUAAUAAAAUCUCUUUUUAGAUUAAUUUUUAUUGGGGGAUAGCUGCUUUGCAAUGUUGUGUUAGUUUCUGCUGCACAGAAAAGUGAGUCAGUUGCACACACAUCCCCGCCUUCUUGGAUUUCCUCCCCACUUAUGUUACUAGGGAGCGCCGAGGAGAGUCAGUCUACCAGGGAUCAGUACCCAGCUGUCGUGUCCAACUCUUUGCAACUCCAUGGACUGUAGCCUGCCGGGUGGGUUGCCAGUUCCUUCUCCAGGGGAUCUUUCCGACUCAGGGAUCGAAUCCACGUGUCCGCAUCUCCUGCAUUGGCAGGAGGAUUCUUUACCACUGAGCCACCAGGAAAGCCCUGAGUGGGGUCUCCUGUGUGAAACAGCAGAUUUUCAUUAGUUAUCUGUUUUAGGCCUAGCAGUGAAUAUUUGUCAAUCCCAAUCUCUCAGUUUAUUCCCUGCUUUCCCCUUGUUAACAGUAAAUUUGUUAUCUAAUCUUUGUCUCUCUGUCUGUUUUGCCAGUAAGUUCCUCUGUACCACUUUUCAGGAUUCCACCUAUAAGCCAUAUUAGUAAAAUCUUAAAGUAUUAAGCAGCAUUGUGGAAAAUGUCUUCACCAUUUAAGACACAUUACUCAGAUUAAAAUUUUUCAAAGUACUAUGAAAAUACUGAAGUGUGCUUAUUCAAUAAGAAUGUAAUCAUCCAUUAUAAUGAUUU